GAAGACAUUACUGUCGUCGCCAUCUGGCUGUGAUGGUAUUUUUAGGAGGAGGAUGUUUCUUGUAGAUGCAGUGGGAGCAACGCGGUGUCUAGCUUGUUGCAGAUUUCUCCAUUUUCACUCACCAAAGAGUAAGCGCUGUUCGUUCGCGCAUGGCUACUCCCCUCGCUUCUGAGGUCUUUCACCAGGGUCUCCCUCGCAACAUCCUGCCUCUUCCCUCUGUAAAAUUAUCAGCACCAAACGACAGCGUCAACACCUGCAGGUCUGGUCCACGGAACAAUGAGAGGCGGCAACUUGUGUAUACGGCAUGAGUAAAGUGCUUUUCGAUGGAGUCUUUGAACGGUGUAGAGCUCCGUGAAUUUGGGGAUGGGAACAAACACGCUUCCAAUCAGGCUUCAAGUUCCCAUCAGCCGCCGCUGUCAGCACCGCGGACAGCAGUCAGCGAUGGCAUUGAGAACGCCUCGUUUCAGGACGAGGAGCAGGAGACGCGGUUCGCUGGUAACUCCGCCAAUCAGUGUGAAUCGAAUGCAACUCACGGCGACCCUGCAUGUAACGACAGGGGUCACCCGUCACACUCCCAGCUUUCCCAAAGAGACGAACUAUCACCAAGAUCGGAUGAUGAGCAGGAGAUGGAGUCCGGCAACCAUUCAGUAGACUAUGGCUUUAUUUUCGCCCUGGUGUUCUUGGUGAGUGGGAUUGUCCUGGUGGUAGUAGCCUACACUAUCCCGCGUGAGGCCAAGGUCAAUCCAGACUUGGUGACAGCACGACAGAUGGAAAAACUGGAGAUGUAUUACGCACAGUUAGGGUCCCACCUCGACAAGUGCAUUAUAGCAGGGCUGGGAUUGCUAACGCUUGGUGGGAUGCUCUUGUCAAUGUUGCUGAUGGUGUCCAUAUGCAAAGGCGAGCUGUACCGCAGGAGAACUUUCGCCAUGUCUAGAAGACCCAGAAAGACGUACGGAUCUAUAAAUCUACGAAUGAGACAAUUAGAGGGAGAGGGAAGGGAGUCUCUGGUGGAAUGCGAACCUGUUCCCGCCACCACUACCGUUACUGUAACGGCCGCGGAAGGAGCCAGCUGAGAUGAACGUGGUUUAUUUGCGUGUGUUGCCGCUCGAAACAAAUUCAGUAGCACAACUCAACCCGGAGUGAAGGUUGAUAUCAAGAGGCGUAGAAGGGCUUUAAGAAAAACAAUGAACAGGAAGCAGAUCGGGGAUUGAAGACAAAACGUCCUUUUUGAAAGAACUCCUUUUUGCAGGACACACAUACACAGACUCACAGGCACACGCACAUACAUACAUAUGCUACAUAAAAAUUGU
Megalops cyprinoides (Indo-Pacific tarpon) is the source of this 1310-nucleotide messenger RNA. It is a transcript of the gene tmem74b, whose product is annotated as transmembrane protein 74B. Lineage: Eukaryota; Metazoa; Chordata; Actinopteri; Elopiformes; Megalopidae. The record is from RefSeq and is a predicted model, not a curated record. The transcript is spliced from 3 exons. The coding region runs from base 324 to 1073 and encodes 249 amino acids.